AUUUUUUUAUUUUUUUUAUUUUUUUUAUUUUUUUUCUUUUAUUCCAUCACUCUCCUUUUCUUUCUUUCCUUUCUUCACAUCCUAGUUCUACAAUCCGAUUCUCCUUCUCUCGUAUUCAUUCCUACUCUCUCUCUCUCUCACUUGCUGAGUUGCAUCGUCAGCCAUGGCCCCAAAGACCCCACAGGCCAACUCUAAGCUGCCAAAACCGCCCUCGGCAGGUGGACAUGCAUCAUUAACCGGCAUCCCUGCCCCUGGCAGUGUCUUACAGCGCCGCUCCUUCAUGCCUAGCCCUAAUGGAGCUUCAGUGUCCAAGACUCUCAAGGACAUGUCUCCAGAGCAGCAGGCCCUUCUUGCAGAAGCUAUCACGUUUCAUAGUCCUGGAUUGAUUGAUCCUGUCCGCAAAACUACUCCAACUACUUCGCCAGCAGUUGCGCCUGCCAAUACCACCAGAACAUCAAUUGGAUCAAGUCUAUCAGGAUCAGGAGCCCAUCCAGGAGGAGCAGAUUACUCAACUACGUCUCACAUCACAGGAUUUGGCUUUACUACUCAUCACAGCCAACGACCCAACAGUCCCGCAAGUAGUUCUGAUAGAGCGUCUCCCACAGCCCAACCUUCAUCCACGACGCAAAGGUUGCCUUCAUCACAGAUCAGUCGGCUUGGCAGCUCUACGCGCCUUAGCAUGCAGUCAGAAGCAAAUAAUAGCAACAUCCAUCAUGGUUCGCAGAGUACUUCCAACACAAGUCGUCCUGUCUCCUAUUCUGGAAUGCCCCCGUUGUCCAUUUCGCAUCCUAAUCUUUCCACCAUAUCAUCUACGCCUUCUCCCACCACUCCUGUCGGAAUAACACGCCCGGGCUCAGGAUCACCCGCAGGGUCACGUUCAACAUUGCAGGCCUCACGUCUUUCUGCUGGGCCGGGGAUUACUCCACCAGCCUUUAGUCAGGCUGCAGCAGGUACGCGAACCUCCAUGAUGAAAUCUCUACCCCAUCGACCACCAGGAGCCUCUACUGCAGCGUCUACUGGAGUGACGCCGGGAAACAAUCCAGUCGCAACCAUCCCAGAAUCAUCUGCAAUCGUGCCUCCAUCGCUCGAUGACUAUGAGAUUGGUGACCGUGUUAUUGUAGAAAGCAUGGGACUCUCAGGAUACUUGCGCUUCUUGGGUCCAACCAGUUUCAAGUCGGGUACUUGGGCAGGAAUUGAGCUCGAUACACCCACAGGCAAAAACGAUGGAAGUGUCGAAGGGUGAGUUAAAUGUUUGCUGUUUCCUUAUUCACCAACAACUUGAAAGACUUACAUGCCGCAAUCAAUGCUGAAAGGUGAGAUUGUGUGUCUAUACGCUUCGUUCAUCAUCAUCUUACAGACUAUGAUAUACUUUUUUUCUUUCUCUUUUCUUUUAUAUUCUGA
Molecule: messenger RNA, 1401 nt
Organism: Lobosporangium transversale
Lineage: Eukaryota; Fungi; Mortierellomycota; Mortierellomycetes; Mortierellales; Mortierellaceae
Exons: 1
Coding region: 164-1243 (359 amino acids)
Source: RefSeq, a predicted model, not a curated record